AUGCUUUUUACCAGCUCAUUAUUCCUUAUCGCUGGUGCUGCUCAAGCUUAUGCUGCUACUACCACUAGUAGCAGUUUCGCUCCUCAAUUUUCUCCUAUCUUUCCCAACAUGAAGAAGGCUACUGGCGUUGUCACCUCUUACAAUCCCAAUCAGUAUAAGCCUACUGAUACUUUGGACACCUCAGGAUUAAGUGGUUAUCCUAAUCCCUGGGAAGCUCCUAGCACCACCUCUGCUGAAGUCAAGGCUGCCUACAACUUGAUUAAUUGGUCUAAGGUCCCCAAAGCCCCCGUCAGAAAGCAAAAAUCUAACGGUGACUGGGUAUCUGAUUCUGAUGGUGAUUCUGAUCCUUAUUGUUGGUGGUCUUCCACUAAUUGUCUCUCCCCCAAGGCUUCUUAUUUACCUGAUGAUAUUUACACAUGUCCCAAGAAGGGUGACUGGGGUUUAAAUUACGAUGAUGGACCUUUCAACAGAUACACUGACGAAAACGCGAAGAAGGAAAAUCCUUACGCCGAGCCUGCUCUCUACAAUUUCUUGCAAAAGACUGAGCAAAAGUCCACUCUUUUCUACAUUGGUUCCAAUGUUGCUACUUACCCUGCUGCUGCUAAGCGUGGUUUAAAUGAUGGUCAUCAACUCUGUUCUCAUACUUGGUCUCAUCCUGUUAUGACUACUCAAACUAACAUCCAAAUUGUUGCUGAACUUUACUGGACCCUUAAGGCUAUCAAGGAAGCUACUGGUGUUACCGUCAAGUGCUGGCGUCCUCCUCAAGGUGAUGUUGAUGAUCGUGUUCGUUCCAUUGCCUGGCAAAUGGGUAUGAGAACCAUUCUUUGGGAUGAAGAUACCAACGAUUGGGCUAUGCCUGCUCCUGGUGGAGGUGAUCUUGCCCCCAAGAAGGUCGAUGCUUACUUUGCAGGUUUGAUCAAGAACGAAAAGGCCGGAAAAUACAAGACUGGUCACAUUGUUCUUGAACACGAACUUAACAGUGCCACCGUAAACAUGUCUAUGUUUUGGAUGCCCAAGAUUCAAGCUGUCUUCAAUGUUGUCCCUGCUUUAACCUGUAACAACAUUCUUCAACCUUAUUGGGAAGAAAACUUUGUUUACCCCGCCGGUAACUCUGGUCCUUCUCCCCCUGCUUCUACUACCACUGCUUCUCCUGCUCCUGUUCCCACUGGCUCUCCUUCUACAUGUACUCCCGGCUCAUUUGGUUUAGGUCAAGGUGAUGGUUACAACGGUGCUUGUUGUAACGACCAAUCUGACUGUUUGGAUGAUUGUCUUAGUGGGUCUUGUAACGGUGAGGCUAACCCUAAUGCACCCGUCACAACCGCUCCUCCUGCUACUGCUACCACUGCUUCUCCCGCUCCUGUUCCUACCGGUUCUCCUUCCACAUGUACCGCCGGUUCAUUUGGUUUAGGUCAAGGUGAUGGCUACAAUGGUGCUUGUUGUAAGGACCAAUCUGAUUGUUUAGAUGACUGUCUUAGCGGAUCUUGUAACGGUUUAGUUAACCCUAACAAGCCUGUUACUACCACCACCAAGAAGACUACUACUACUACCAAGAAGACUACCACUACUACUAAGAAGGCUACCACUACUACCAAGAAGGCUACCACUACUACCAAGAAAGCUACCACCACCACCAAGAAGGCUACCACCACCACCAAGAAACCCACUGCUACUGCCAGCUGUAUUGCUGGUGCCAGAGGAAAGAAGAAGGGAAACGGUAAGACCGGUUACUGUUGUUCCUCUAGCGACGAUUGUCUUGAAACCUGUCGUAGCGGUACCUGUGGUUUAUAA
This is a messenger RNA of Mucor mucedo, 1788 nucleotides long. RefSeq lists its product as uncharacterized. Lineage: Eukaryota; Fungi; Mucoromycota; Mucoromycetes; Mucorales; Mucoraceae. The transcript has 2 exons. Gene Ontology annotation, cellular component: membrane. Gene Ontology annotation, biological process: carbohydrate metabolic process. Gene Ontology annotation, molecular function: chitin deacetylase activity. The coding region runs from base 1 to 1788 and encodes 595 amino acids. The record is from RefSeq and is a predicted model, not a curated record.